This is a messenger RNA of Trypanosoma brucei brucei TREU927, 1539 nucleotides long. RefSeq names its product Pab1p-dependent poly(A) ribonuclease subunit, putative. Bases 1 to 1539 code for a protein of 512 amino acids. Gene Ontology annotation, molecular function: poly(A) binding. The record is from RefSeq and is a predicted model, not a curated record. Gene Ontology annotation, cellular component: P-body; PAN complex. The transcript has a single exon. NCBI's taxonomy places the organism in Eukaryota, Euglenozoa, Kinetoplastea, Trypanosomatida, Trypanosomatidae. Gene Ontology annotation, biological process: mRNA processing; nuclear-transcribed mRNA poly(A) tail shortening.
AUGGAUUCAAAGGGACGCGGUUCCAAGGCCAACGCACUUGGGUGCGCGAACGUUGUGGGCACCGCAGCAAAUGCGGUCACCAACAAUAACGGCAGUAACAGCAACCAACACCCUUAUGCCCGACGUCAUGUGAACAACAGCGGGGGUGCCUUUGUGAAUGCCUUUCUUGCCUCCCCCACUUCUUUGUAUAACACCCCGCAGCCCGUUGAUCCCUAUCGCCAGGCACUAUCUAAUCCAUUUCCGUCGGCACCUUACACAACUGUGGGGCAUUUAUUCAUGAGUAGUGCCGUCAGGAAUGCUCGGCCUAAUGUAUCCUUUCGGUCACGCUCUCCAGCUCGGAACACCACUGUUGUUACGAGCCCCAAGUUCGCUCACUACACCACCAUAUACAACAUCGAGAACGAGGCGAGCCCCAGCAGCAUGAACCCUAAGGUAAGAACGCAGGUUUAUCAGACAACAACGAGAAUGGCGGGGACUAGCAUGGCCCUCAGGCGUCUCGUUAAGAUGUCUACCACCGCGGAGGAAUGCGCUGCUGUCAGCGAGUUGUUUCGGCAAUAUCGUCAUCCUAAUUUAGUUCCUCUGACCAAUGUCUUGGUAACAGACGAAUUUGUAAUGGGAAGUGCCGACGUCAUCAUGGAGUAUAAGUUCAUAACAGGUGCGAAAAGUUUGAAUGAGGCUUUCAUCAACGAGGGGAAGGCAACGGAGGGACUUUUAUGGUCCUUUGCUUGUCAGAUGGUUAGCCUCAUGCGUGCGUUUCACGAGACGUCUACACCACUGCGCGGUCUCCACUGGACAAAGAUACUUUUUGUUCCGGUAUCUUCCCGAUUUUACUUCAGUGGUGUAGGGUUUAUGGAUGUCAUGGAGCCGAAGGGAUCUGCGCACCAGUCGGCGGCUUUAAUGAAGCAUGAUAUUCAGUCUCUGGGGUUGCUCCUUCUCCAACUUUCUACGGGGAAUAGCAACGCCAAACCUGAAGACUUUACCGCUCAACCUGCGAAGGGCUACUCAGGCAUCUUUUGGUUGCUCGUAAAGGCAUGCAUAGACGGCACCGCAGAUGUGGUAACUUUGUGCCGUGCUUUGGGGGAACGAAUGUCGAUGGAGGUUGCACAUCAAGAGGGGCAUGCAGAUCGCUUGAUUUCGCAGUGCGGAAAGGAAGCUCACAAUGGUCGGAUCAUGCGGCUGAUGAUCAAACUCAAUUUCGUGCUUGAGUCCCUCCAUGACUUUCCCGAACACAGCGCGGAAGCCAACAAUCGUUAUGCGCUUCGCCUCUUCAGUCAAUACGUGUUCAACCAAGUUGACGAGCGACAUCGGACGCGUUUGGAUUGGGGGCAUGUAUUUCAUUCUUUAAAUAAGCUUGACUGUGGAUCUGAGGAGUUGGUGCAAUUAAUUGGAAAUGACGAAAGUAACACAAUCCUAGUCAUUUCGUACCGUGAUCUGAGAGACACACUCGAAAGAGCCUUUGAACAACUUCAGCCCCCUCCGAACGAGGGGGACGUGCAACCCUUCACAGUUACGGUGGGAACGACAUCGGCAACGUUGUAA